Paracoccidioides brasiliensis Pb18 is the source of this 525-nucleotide messenger RNA. RefSeq lists its product as uncharacterized. The coding region runs from base 1 to 525 and encodes 174 amino acids. The record is from RefSeq and is a predicted model, not a curated record. The transcript has 2 exons.
AUGGCAAGGCAUCACGAGGAGCGAGUCAAGAAGGCCAAGAAGUAUGCCCGCAAGGAGGAAGUGCGCAAGUUCUUUUGUAGAAGGUCAAUACCUCCCGGUGAGCCACUGUUGGACGAACAACUAGUUAUUGGAAAGGUGAUCCUAGUACAUAUGCAUCGGUUGGGGCUGUCUAGGAAAGUCGAAUUUGAAGCGGAGGAGGUAAAGUAUGUGUCAGCGACCAAAUUAGAAGGGGACUGUAUCGGCGCGGAGUCUGUGAAUGUAACAUCAGUGCUUCUGCUUUUACAAAGCUCACCCGACCGAGCAGUCAUUGACAUGUUUGAAAAACGUCGUUCAGCACACUAUCACGGCUCGAUAAAAACAGGUCAGCCACCAAACAAGAAGAAAUUGUUCAUCGGGACACUCCGUGUUAAUGACAGGGCGUAUGGACGACCAGCGGGCACCAACACUGAGUUCAAUGUCUUUUCCUUGGCUGCAUUUACUUGCAAAAUUGAUGCGCUCACCAGUGACCCCCGUCGCAGUUCCUAA